CAGGUGAUGAGUGCCACUGACCUGCAGCUGAAGCGCAGGAUGGCGAAGCUUGAGGAUGGCACCGAAGUCUUCUACCAAUGCAUCAGGCCCAAGAACAAGGCAGUGACGCAUGUUUGCAUCUUCCUACACGGUUAUAUGGCCAGCAGCGACCUGUUCUUGCACUUCCUUGCCGAAUUGGCUCGAUGCGGGGCCCUGGUGCUGUGUCCCGAUUUGCCGGGGCAUGGCAGAUCUGACGGUGAGUUGACCUAUGUACCAGACUGGUGGGCUUGGGUCGACACUAUUUGGGAAGCCAUUGACUUCAUGGUUAAGGAGGAGGUCUCGGGAGAGCUCCCAAUCUUUGUCUCCGGUGGCUCCUUGGGCGGUGGACUGUCGGUCUGCUUGUGCUUACAACGGCCCACUUUUUUCCGAGGUGCCGUGCUGAUGUGCCCCAUGCUCACCGUUAGUGACGAAGUGAAGCCUCCUUGGAUCGUUCAGCAAUUCUUCAAACACGUUGUUGCACCACUGAUGCCCUCCUGGCCAAUCACACCUAGCGUAGAGACCUGGCAGCAACAUGUGGAGAACUGUGGAGAAUGUCCGUGCUUGUGCUGCUCAUGUGCUUGGGUGUGCUUGGAGGUGACGACCUUGGACUUUCGCAUCCCGGAACAUGGAAGCCAGGUGAAUGACAGGAACCCUCUGUCCAUGCAAGGCUUAAAGCCGAGGCUGGGCACAGGCCGCGAGUUUGGCUUCACCUAUCCAGAUUGGUUGGAUGGCCACAUGUCCGAGAUGCAGACCCCCUUCAUCAUCCUUCAUGGCAAAGCGGAUAAGGUGACGGACCCAGCAACAUCACAGAAGCUUUAUGAGGAGGCAGUUGCAAAGGACAAGGCCUUGAAGCCUCUUGGCGAAGAUCAUGAAAGGUUGUAUGAUGGUGUGUACCACGCCGAGCUCUUCUGUUGCAUGCCGGGCUCUUUUGAAGGAAUCGAAUGGACCAAUGAGGAGAUGGCUGCCACCCGCAGCUGCUUGGAAGAUGCUGCAGCCUGGAUGAAGCAAAGGAUGGGUGCUUUAACGCAGUCCCGACUUGAACAGAACGGGAGGAAGUUUGAUGACCAGCAUGCUGACCUGUCAGGCCCACCCAAGCCGAGGGAGCUGAAUGUCGCACAGCUCACGGCCAAGUUGCAGAUUGCGGAUGAGGAAACGCGUGCAGGCCGAGGUGGUCUUCCAGAGGCGGGCCUUCCUGAAGUUUUCUUUGAGCAAUAUGAAGAGUGGCACCGGGCCUAUAUGCGAGACAGCUUGGCACGAUCUCGUGAAUUCCUGCAUGGCAUUUACGAGACCAAGCUCUGGCCCAAACUUGAGGAACAUGUUCAACGGUGUCCAUUGCCGAUCAUUGAGAUCAUGAUGGACUCAGUGCUUGCAUCUUCCGUGGACUAUUCGCUUGAGGAUGGUCAAGGACUUUAUGAGCUGGCCAUCCGCCUGGCCAAGCAGCAUCUUUCUGAGGAGGAAGCUGAAGAGCUCCGGGAGGAAUGGAAUCAGGAUACUGUCUACACCUAUCCAUUGCUGUUCGGAAUGGAUCAGAAUGAUUGCCAUGGGUCAGAUCUGAAGAUUUAUGUCUACGAUGUCCCUCAAGGACUUACAGAGAACCAGUUGGACUGCGCCCUGGGCCAAUGGGGCACAGAAGUUUUAUUUCAUCGCUACUUUCUGAGCUCCACCUGCCGAACACUGGACCCAGAAGAGGCGGAUUUCCUUUUGGUGCCAGUCUACAGCACGUGCAAAUUUACCAAGGAGAAUUUGGAGAAUGAUGAAGCCGCUGCGAAAGUGAUUUGGGACCCCUUACUGCAAUACUUAUUUUCUCAACAGUGGUUUCAUCGUCGGAAGCAGAUGGACCACAUUUUCAUUUUUGCAGAUGGUCAGUCUGCGCGCGUCUGGGAUUCCUAUGACUUGGUCAGAAGCGAAGCCAUUUUCAUGAUGGUCGAGUCGAAAUGUCCCACCUGGGAUGAGCCUAUGAGGAAAUACAGUGAUAUCAAAUCUUGCAGUAGUAGCUGGAAGGAUAUUCUCAUCCCUGGGCACACGGACCAUGCGCGACUCCAAGCCAUGCAAAGGCAGAAUCGGCCUAGCGAUCAGCGAGACCUUUUGAUGACUUUCCAUGGAAGUCACUCUGGUAAUAAGGACGUCUACGAGUCCUGUGCUGUGCGUGACCGGAUUCUGCAAAUGGCUGAUUUCGAUGGGGUGGAUGUUGGUGGCUUCAUACCAAACUACUUCGAGGUGAAGGGCCGCUCUCACUUCUGCCUGAUUCCUGCUGGCACAUCGCCCUGGACGAACCAGCUCUACGAAAGCAUACAUUGUGGCUGUAUCCCAGUAAUUUUAUCAGAUGAGUACGAAGUGGCUUUCCAGCACAUUGUCGAAUGGCACCAUUUCAGCCUCAAAUUGCCGGAGUCGAUGGUUGGCCCAGAGCUAUAUGCAUUUUUGCAGUCAAUUCCAGUGGAAGUUCUCAGAGAGAUGAAGGCUGAAGUGGAUGCCCACAGCUGUUGGUUCAACUACUUCUCCCAUGAUCCUCGUUGUUCGCCCUUCGCCGCCGUCCUGGGCGCCUUGGAGGAUCGCCUUGGGCGACGGCCGAGCUGGAGCCGUUUCUGGCCCCCUCUGAGGGAGACCAGCUGGAAACGCCUCACACGAUUCCACUCGUUGGCCAAUGACAGCUUCAUGCUGGGAUGA
Molecule: messenger RNA, 2682 nt
Organism: Cladocopium goreaui
Lineage: Eukaryota; Dinophyceae; Suessiales; Symbiodiniaceae
Source: the annotation of a GenBank genome assembly